GCCGCCCGCCGCCGGCCAGAGCCGCCCCGGUCGCCGCGGACUCCACAUUCCAACGUCGCUGUGCUGCCGGUCGAAGAACCAGUGCCGUGACUGAGUGACCGUCUUCCACCCGUGCGACAUUAAAUAAACUACCACCAUGUCUGACGAAGAAGAAUACUCUGGCUCCGAGGAGGAGGAAGUAGAAGAAGAAGUCCAAGAGACACCCGCUCCUAAACCAGAGAGUAGACCAUCGAUCGCGGGUGAGGGAGACCCAGAAUUCAUCAAGCGUCAAGACCAGAAGCGGUCGGACUUGGAUGAGCAGUUGAAGGAAUACAUCAACGAAUGGCGCAAACAGCGGGCUAAGGAGGAAGAUGAGCUCAAACGCCUCAAGGAGAAGCAGGCCAAGCGCAAGGUUUCUCGCGCUGAAGAAGAGAAGCGCCUCGCCCAGAAGAAGAAGGAGGAGGAAGAAAGGAGAGUUCGCGAAGUUGAAGAGAAGAAACAACGCGACAUCGAAGAGAAGAGGCAGCGACUCGAGGAGGCCGAGAAGAAGCGCCAGGCUAUGCUCCAGGCCAUGAAAGAAUCCAGCAAGACCGGACCCAACUUCACCAUCCAAAAGAAGAGCGAUAACUUCGGCCUUAGCAACGCUCAAUUGGAACGCAACAAGACCAAGGAGCAGCUUGAAGAGGAGAAGAAGAUCUCGCUGUCCAUCCGCAUCAAGCCCUUGAACAUCGAGAACCUCUCCGUUGAGAAGCUCAGACAGAAGGCCACAGAACUCUGGGAGUGCAUCAUCAAACUCGAGACCGAGAAAUACGAUCUCGAGGAGAGGCAAAAGAGGCAGGACUAUGACUUAAAAGAGCUCAAAGAAAGACAGAAGCAACAGUUGAGACACAAGGCCCUCAAAAAGGGUCUCGACCCUGAGGCACUCACAGGCAAGCACCCGCCCAAAAUCCAAGUAGCGUCCAAGUACGAGCGACGUGUCGACACAAGGUCUUACGACGACAAAAAGAAGUUGUUCGAGGGUGGUUUGGAUACUCAAUUGGCAGAGUUUAUGGAUAAAAUAUGGAACGAGAAGAUGGCAGAGUUUAUGAACCGCACCAAAACGAGGCUGCCCAAGUGGUUCGGUGAGAGGCCCGGCAAGAAGAAGGGCGACACCGACUCCCCCGAAGGCGAGGAGGACGUUAAGGCCGAAGUUGAAGAGGACGAUGAGCCUCAGUACGAGCCUGAACCCGAAGAGGAGGAAGAGGUCGUAGAGGAGGAGGAAGAGGAAGAGGAGGAGGAAGAAGAAGAGGAGGAAGAAGAAGAAGAGGAGGAGGAAUAAACGCACGCAGAAGAAUUGAACAGGGAAGCUAGACCGCCGACACUCACGGGUCGGACUGUACUGUUUUGUAACCAAUCCAUUAACUUAUUACUAUUAUAAAUUAUUUUUAUUAUUUAUACUGUUGAAUCAUUCGUUACGGAACAUGGACACUUUUUGCACUUAGAACGUCAUCAACAUCUAUGACGUAACAAUAAACUAAUUUAUUUCAUAAGGC
Spodoptera litura is the source of this 1511-nucleotide messenger RNA. RefSeq names its product Troponin T, skeletal muscle (gene TpnT). The record is from RefSeq and is a predicted model, not a curated record. Gene Ontology annotation, molecular function: tropomyosin binding. Gene Ontology annotation, biological process: muscle contraction; sarcomere organization; regulation of muscle contraction. Gene Ontology annotation, cellular component: troponin complex. Lineage: Eukaryota; Metazoa; Arthropoda; Insecta; Lepidoptera; Noctuidae.